AUGUCGGAAUUAACUCGAAUUCCGGUCGUUCUACCUCAAGAACUGGUCUACAAAAUCUUGGUUCACGGCGCAGAGGAUUCGACCAGUUUCAGUCUAACGCUAUGCAGGACCUCCAAGUUCCAUUACCAAGAGUUCUUCAGCCAUCUUUACAACACGGUUGUGAUCAAAAACUUGGAUGGAAGCAGGAAACUGCUCGAGUCCAUCUCCAAUUACGCCGUUGAAAUUUACCGGGUCUGCACCAAAAUUUCGCGGUUCGCCGCCCCGAUGGACAACCUGUACUGGUUGAUCCAUGUCUCUACAUCGAAAUCCUUGACUCACGGCGAAUGGACGACCCUCGACCCCAUUAACGUGGCGAAUAGGCCACCUCUCGAGGUGCUCAUUCUCGGUAGCGGUAACUUCCGCGCGCAAUUCAGCGGGCUCGUCUCGAAUAACCGAAGCCUUAUGUCCCCGUUCUGGGAUAACAUCACCAAGCUCUGGCUCACCGAAUGUGAUGACGACUUCCGCGAACAAGGGAUCAUUUUCGACAGCUUCCCCAACCUUACGCACUUUGCAGUCCCAAUAACCCCCGCUGUGUCGCCUCUGCAGCCGAACGAUAUUCUUGCCCCCUUCGAAAGCCUCGUGCAACACCCCUCCCUCACACAUUUGGUUCUGGUAAUCUAUCCGGACCGACUUGUCCCACAAGAACGAACCGAUAUAAUCGCAGCUCUUCGUAAAGCGUUACGGAACGAACCCAAGUUGUUGGCCGUUGAAUUCAAUUAUUCGGAUCUCCAAUUGGUUUGGGACAAACGAUAUGGAGAAAAAUCCAUCUGGGAGAUGGCAGAAGCGUACACUAAUCGCGUGAAGGAGAUAUAA
Molecule: messenger RNA, 852 nt
Organism: Coprinopsis cinerea okayama7#130
Lineage: Eukaryota; Fungi; Basidiomycota; Agaricomycetes; Agaricales; Psathyrellaceae
Exons: 2
Coding region: 1-852 (283 amino acids)
Source: RefSeq, a predicted model, not a curated record